This is a messenger RNA of Enterobius vermicularis (human pinworm), 2643 nucleotides long. NCBI's taxonomy places the organism in Eukaryota, Metazoa, Nematoda, Chromadorea, Rhabditida, Oxyuridae. The record is from the annotation of a GenBank genome assembly.
AUGUCAGUUCAAGAUGAGAAGCCUCGUGCAGCUCCUCGAAGGCUUCUGCAGGACCAGUCGCAAACUACACAAGAAAACACGAGUGCACUUUUUCUGAAUAUGAUUCGAGCACUAAUCACAAGUACGUCGGAGGACCAGCGCGAAUUGGACCGGCGACAUUUAGAGCAGGGAUUCGCAGACUCUUCAAAAGCCAUUGAUGCACUUGUUCGGGAACACGAGUAUGAUGUUAAAGUUUGUUUGGAGUCUUUCCGGACGGUAUCUUCAAAAAUAACUGCGUGUCGGGAACGAAUGCAUAGUUUAAAAAGCGGAUUGCUUUCUUGCCGUUCUUUGCUGCAGUGUCGUCGAGAUGACUUGAAGCGCUUGUGGAUGGAGAACGCACAACAGAAGCACGUCAGUCGAAUUUUGGAUCAGAUUGAUAAAGUAAAACGUUUGGAAGGGGAGGUGGAAGAAGCCAUUUCACAUGCUGAGUACUUAACUGCUGCGAAUUCUUUAAAGGAAGCGGAUCUUCUUUUAAAUGGUCCUUUUUCUAAUAUUGAUGGAUUAAAUAACUUGCGCAUUGACAUUCAUGAAGCCUCAAAGAAACUUGUGGAACAUAUAGUCGAUGACAUCGUUUCAUAUUUAAUUGUGCGUCCUUUCGAGUUUCGUUUGGUAGAGGUUAUAAAAUCUUUUCCUGAGAGUAAAGUGGCGGAAUCGAAAGAAUGCAUGGAUUUGCUUGAACGAAAUUCUGGUGUAAAUUUAAAACAGAGCGAAUUGCUGGAGGCGCAGGCUACUUCAUCACAUUUUGCUUUAUGUUUGAAUUCGCUGUCUGUGUUUGGCCAGUUGUCUCAGACUUUAUCACAAAUACGUCAGCUUAUUCCAAGUACACUGUCACGGCUUGUACAGACAACCGCUGCAAUUAUACGAGUUGCUUUUAAAGAAGAUGAAAGUGGUGAUGCUCGACAUCUCGCUCAGUUUAUUCAAUUGAUCCUUACCCAGCUGAAAAGCAGUUACGAGGUUCACUGUCUUUUGGACAAGGAGCUGGCGCAGCUGAAAAAUGUGGAUGCAUUUGAUAAUGGGAGCAGAAACAGCAAUAACGGUAUCGAUUUCCACUCUUUGUCGGUUUCGUCGAAUUAUUGGGAGAUUGCUCAGGAGGCAGUGCAGAAAAUUGUUUCUGAAUACGUCAAAGAGGUGGAUGCAUCUGUAGACGGAGUAGAGAAAUCUAGUAAUUCGGAAAAAAUUAGAUUUUCUGCGUCUGCCUGUACUACAUCUGGGAACUUUGGUGUCAAACAACAGCCCACAAUAUGUCCUCCUUCACCAUGGAACAUAACUGCGAUUUUUCCCUACUUGGAGAGAUUCUGCAGCGAGAGAGAAGCAGAGAGUGGACUUAGACAACCGUGUUCUCUCCGGAGAUUCUUGCAUUCCUUUGUCCUUGACGUCUUCGUCGAUAGGUUCCGUACCAAAUUGGAAAAGCUGGCUGAAAAUGCGCUGCAAGGCAGAGAUGCUUGUUACAACAUGUUUGGAAUUUGCGAAGAAAUUGGUAAGCUGAUUGUUACGAUGGAAACGUUCACUGACCGUUUAUCGUCGCUCUGGUUAUUAGUCAUUCAGGAUUUCCUCAAAAUUGCUUCUUCAAUUUAUGAAAUGAUAAUUCGCCCUUCUUAUGAAAAAGAGGAGAAACGAGAGCGGCGCAAGAUAAGUGCUGCUUGGGCGGUAGAUGAAGAUAUUUCUCGCUUACUUAAGAGUUUGCCUAAUUGGUGUUUGGCUGUGAGCAAUGAUGAAAAACCUUCUUCAACGACUCCUACAGCUAUUUUGACUGUUAUUGAAAGUGAAAGCGAAAUUCGUCAAAGGAAUGAACGAGAAUCUGAGCUUCUGAUUGGUAAUUUGGGAACCGCCAAACAGCUGGUGAAAGAAGAAUUAAUAACGGACAUGGAACUGAUUCAUUCAUUGGCUUGUAUGCAUGAAUCCUUGAAAUGGUUUUGUCAGAAUUUCCGUACUCUUAUUUCUUCUAUGUCUGAUUCUGCGUUAAAGAUAAUGCGUACUUGUAAGAUUCAGUAUCAGACGCACACCGAACCAGCUGAACACCGGGAGGAAAGCAUAUAUGAUGCAGUAGAAGGUCGACUGGUGGAACUCGACACAAUAGCAGAUACUUGUUUACUUAUUAUUCAUCUUGAAUUACGAGUCCAUUGUUUCUUUUAUUUGUUACCUCUAGCACGAGUGGUUAGCUUUGGUAGAGAUAUGAUGCAGUUCCACCAAUUACUAAAUGGGUACUUACCCGUGCAGAAGAUGAAAUAUUUAUUUGACGGUCUGGGACAUUUAUCAGCUUCCAUAUUUAUUCAUUCCAGUCAGCAUAUCCAAAAACUGAGUGAAAAUGGAAGGAAGCGCGUUUGUCGGAGCAUUUUUGCUGUGCAGCAGCGGUUAAGUCAGUUGACAGGAAGAAGGGAGAGUGAUCUUGAUAGAGCCCGGUCAUUUUAUGAACUGCUCAGUCACGACCCAGACGAACUUCUGGCUCUAAUAAUUGAACAAGGCGCUUCUUACAGUCAUUUGGAAUACACUUACCUACUGUCUCUUGCAAUAAGGUCUCACCCAUCGCUAAGUGCACAGCCGGGUGCUCUUGAACAAAGGAUUUCACAGCUAAAAACCAUCCUAUCUCAACUAAAAAAGCAGUGA